CAGCCGAUCAGCCUCCUCAAGAGCCCAGCAGCGAAGCAGCAGCCGUCAGUCUCACCAGUUCCUGUUUCCGCUACGGCUGGCGACACGCAUCGAUACGAAGCAUCCCUUUCAUUAAAAACACACGCGCUUUGGAGAUACACGAACUCUCUUUUGCCAAACAAGGUGGAGGGAAUCGUUCUUGUGUGUACCAGCUGAAUAUUUUCAGGACGCCCAGUCUGGGGCAAGAACGCUUAGAGGGACCCUAGAAGAAGAGGAACCAAUCAGAGCCAUUGGUUCUCCAAAGUGAAGUCUAAUCAGUGAAGUCUUCAGGGAUCACGACAGGCGGACACUAAGAUCCACACAUCUAAACCUCUCCACCCUUCUCCCUGAGGGGUUGCUGCCAUGAUAUAACCUCCAAGCCACUACACACGCACAUAAUUGAGCCCCAGUGACCCAUUACGUCCCUUCUCGUUGGCGGAGCACUGAGGUGGUGCACUGCUUAGGAGAGCAUGCAUCAAACUCCCAUGUUUUGAAAGGAGUGUGCGCGCUGGGCAGCACUAGGCGCCAUGCGUCCGUGGACGGGCUCGUGGCGCUGGAUUAUGCUGGUGCUGCUGGCCUGGGGCACGUUGCUUUUCUACAUCGGGGGCCACCUCGUCAGGGACAGCGAGCAUCCAGAAAGAUCCAGCAAGGAGCUCUCCAAGAUCCUUGCCAAGCUGGAGAGGCUGAAGCAGCAGAAUGAAGAUCUGAGACGCAUGGCCGAGACGCUCAGGUUGCCUGAUGGACAGGCUGAUAGUGGUCCUGGAGCUUUGGGUAAAUUACGUAACCUAGAAGAGCAACUAAUCAAAGCUAAGGAAAAGAUCAACUCUUACCGCAGUUUGCCUGCUGAUGGCCCAGGAAAGGACCAGGAGGAGCUGAGGAGAAAGGUAGAGAAUGGCGUGAGGGAACUGUGGUAUUUUGUACGCAGUGAAGUGAAGAAACUGGCGCUGGUGGAGACUGGAGCUCUACAGAAACAUGUCGACGCUCUUCAGCAGGACCUGGGACACCAACAGAGGUCCAUCAUGACUGACCUGUAUCAUCUAAGCCAGGCGGAUGGCGCAGGAGAAUGGAGAGAAAAAGAGGCCAAAGAGCUCUCUGACCUUGUGCAGAACAGAAUCAUGUACCUACAGAACCCUCAGGACUGCAGCAAGGCUCGUAAGCUGGUGUGUAACAUCAAUAAAGGUUGUGGUUACGGCUGCCAGCUGCAUCAUGUGGUCUACUGCUUCAUGAUCGCCUAUGGCACACAGCGCACACUCAUACUGGAGUCGCAGAAUUGGCGCUACGCCACUGGUGGCUGGGAGACCGUCUUUAAACCCGUCAGUGACUCCUGUACUGAUCGUACCGGGGCCUCCACUGGACACUGGUCUGGUGAAGCUAACGACCGGGACGUUCAGGUCAUUGAGUUGCCUAUUGUGGACAGUCUGCACCCUCGCCCCCCAUACCUCCCCCUGGCCAUCCCUGAAGACCUGGCAGACCGGCUGCAAAGGCUUCAUGGAGACCCUCCCGUGUGGUGGGUUUCUCAGUUCGUCAAGUACCUGAUCCGCCCUCAAGCCUGGCUCAUGAAGGAAAUGCAAGAGGCCACUGCUAAACUGGGCUUCAAGCACCCCAUUAUAGGGGUGCAUGUGCGGCGGACAGAUAAGGUGGGGACAGAGGCAGCGUUCCACCCCAUAGAAGAGUACAUGGUGCACGUAGAGGACCACUUCCAGAGCCUGGCCCAGCGAAUGCACGUGGAUAAGAAACGUGUUUACCUUGCCACCGAUGACCCUUCGCUACUGCAGGAGGCCAAGUCUAAGUACCCUGAUUAUGAGUUUAUAAGUGAUAAUUCUAUUUCAUGGUCGGCUGGGCUACACAACCGCUACACUGAGAACUCUCUGAGAGGAGUCAUCCUGGAUAUUCACUUCCUCUCUAGGACCAACUUCCUCGUGUGCACCUUUUCCUCACAGGUGUGUCGAGUGGCCUACGAGAUCAUGCAGACUCUCCACCCGGACGCCUCUUCGUUCUUCUACUCGCUGGAUGACAUCUACUACUUCGGCGGGCAGAAUGCCCACAACCAGAUCGCCAUCUACCCUCACCAACCACGCAACAGCGAUGACAUCCCUCUAGAGCCCGGAGACGUGAUCGGUGUAGCGGGCAACCAUUGGGACGGCUACUCCAAGGGCAUCAACCGCAAAACGGGCCGCACUGGCCUCUAUCCCUCCUAUAAAGUCAAAGAGAAAAUCGAGACAGUGAAGUAUCCCACGUACCCAGAGGCGGACAAACAGCUUAAGAAGCAGUAGAGAGAGACAAUUUACAUACUCAUGUACUGUAAUGAGGAAACCCUGGAACGAACUCCCAACCAUCUGGAUGGGAAUGCACUUUGUGUGUGUGUGUGUGUGUGUGUGUGUGUGUGUGUGUGUGUGUGAGUGUGGGUAUGCGAGAGUGUUUGUGUACAAGUGUGUGUGUGUGUUGUCUUGGGGUUGUUUAUGUGAUUCUAGACAAGUUCCUUACCAUGGUGCUUAGACCUAAAGUCCCUCUGAAAAUGCUGUCAGGGUUGAGGAUGACAAAAAAUAAUGGAAAAAAAGCAUAACGGAAUGAAGAGGAUGAACUCAGACAACACAAACAGAAGGCACUGUACUGUAGGAACUUUAUAAUUAAUUUCCGGGUAAUGAAGGGAACUGAAUACAUUUAUUUAAGAAUACAACUGGAAGAAGUGACUUUAUCAACUCCAAACUGAUCAAGAAGAAAAAAAAGGAAUUAUAAACCCGGUUACUCUUUCCUCUUACGCUCUUUCACCUCCUCGUGCACAAUGAUGGCAUCCUUUACUCUAGCCUCACAACACUCAUUUCUCGCCCACUCAAGCCAUCGCGUCGCCAACUGACUCUCCUUUUUACACCCAUGAGCUAUUAAUUUCCAAUGCCAUACUGUGCUUUUAAAGGUGACUUAUGCUGUUUUUUUAUUGUCAGUUUUAUCAUGUGUUUGUGCGUGCGUGCGUAUGUGUGUUUAUGAAGCGUGCGGAUUGGAAAACGGUGCCUAUGAGGGCAAACUGUUCACUUUUACGCUCACCUUUGACUCUGGAGCCUUACGGACCAGCCUUUCCACAGAUUUACACUCCUUGUUUCCACGUGAUGUCUUAUCCACACCCAUGUCUCCAUCAUGUUUUUUAAGAGAUCAUGUCAUGUUAUUGAGUUUUAAAAUACAAAAAAGAUAAGAAAAUUACACUUAAUAUGAAGAUAAUGAUACUAAUAUUAUUAAUAAUAAUGAUGAGAAGAGAAAGUAUAAUUAUGGCAAAAAUGGCAUUUGAUGUCAUUAUAAAUUUUAGCUAAUUAUGAAGGAAACGUUCAUUGUUUUAUGUUCGCGGGCAUUGUCUUUGGUAAGCAGAUCAAAUAAACUUGAUCGGCCAUGCUGAGUU
Messenger RNA from Myxocyprinus asiaticus (Chinese sucker), 3403 nucleotides. Its product is annotated as alpha-(1,6)-fucosyltransferase-like. The coding region runs from base 546 to 2291 and encodes 581 amino acids. Gene Ontology annotation, molecular function: protein binding; glycoprotein 6-alpha-L-fucosyltransferase activity. The transcript is spliced from 11 exons. NCBI's taxonomy places the organism in Eukaryota, Metazoa, Chordata, Actinopteri, Cypriniformes, Catostomidae. Gene Ontology annotation, biological process: protein N-linked glycosylation. Gene Ontology annotation, cellular component: Golgi cisterna membrane. The record is from RefSeq and is a predicted model, not a curated record.